GAAGAUUUGGUGCAGCCAAUUAGCGAGGUUUUGGACAAUGCCUACUCAGAAGAUAUGGCCAAUAUCCUGGAGAUGUUGCUCUCUGAAGCUGGUACCGGAAUGGAACAGCUGCAACAACAGGUGGAGGUUUGCGUUGCCGAAGAACGCUUUGAUGUUCUCGAGGAGAUCAGCACCUUAGCAUCGGAGUUCCAGGACUUGCAACGUGCCGCCGAUCGCUGGCGCACUGGGGAGGCCCGGAGCUCACGGGAUCCGAUGUCCAUGGCCGCUAUGACCGAGGAAGCUCAAGAAGCAUGGUUACGAGAGGAGGACGAGAGGCGCCAACAGGAGGAAGCGCGCUUUAGGGAGCAAGAGGAAGCUCAACAACGGUGGCUGGAAGAGCAAGCAGAGGCACAACGUCAGGAGGCGGCGCGACAAGAGGAGGAGGCCCGCCAAGCGAGACGAGAACAGGCCGAACGGGAGAUGCGCGAAGCGGAGGAGCAGGAGCGUUUGGCGCGUGAGGAAGCUGACCGACAAAUGCGUGAAGAAGAGGAGGCACGCAUAGAAGAGUUAGAGGCCAUCCGUCGACGUGUGGCUGAGGAAGAGCGCAG
Molecule: messenger RNA, 587 nt
Organism: Cladocopium goreaui
Lineage: Eukaryota; Dinophyceae; Suessiales; Symbiodiniaceae
Source: the annotation of a GenBank genome assembly